CCCCGUCUUCAUUAUCCCUGGCGUUGGGAAUCGAGAGCCAGCACAUCUGCCACUGCCAAUCUGGGUUUCAAGCUCGCAAGCUGCGGAGGGGCCGGGCACAUGGUACUGUCCCUGGUCUGGAGAGCCCCCGCGCGAAAACAAUGACUGCCCUAGAUCGAGAACAUCGGCCACAUCUUCCCCUUUCGGUAACCACGCGCGGACUGGGAACGAUAACAGGUGACACAACCCUUGCUCGUUCAUCGAGCAGUGUCCUCGCUUGGGCUACCUACCAUCGCGCGGUGACUUAAAUAUCACGAUGCGCUGCAUCCCUGUGUGUAUCGAGCUCAUGUCGAUCCUACCAUCUCUGCAUCCGCCAAGCCUCUCGUUCUUUGUGAUUAGCUGCUCACUCUCUACACUCUUUCGCCCAUCAUGAAGUUUACGGCCGUCGCCAGCACUGCAGCUCUCGUUGCCGCCGUUACCGCCGAUCCCAUUGGUCACGGUUGGCAGGCCCCCAAGCCUGGCUACAGCCGCUCUCCCUGCCCCAUGUUGAACGCCAUCGCGAACCACGGCUAUAUUUCGCGUAACGGCAAGAACAUCUCGCUGCCGGAGCUGCAGAACGGCUUCAAGGAGGGCGUCAACUUUGUCGCCGACAUCCUGACGCAGGUCGGCAACAUUGCGCUGACCAUCUCGACCACGGGCAACGCCUCGACCUUCAACCUGCACGACCUCGGCGCGCACAACGUCAUCGAGCACGACGGCUCGCUCUCCCGCAAGGACAUGUACUUUGGCGACCAGGUCCCCUUUGACCAGGCCACGUGGAAGACGACCGUCUCCCAGAUGACGGGCCCCACGGUGCCCAUCGCCACGGCCGGCAAGAUCCGCCUCAACCGCCUCGCCGCUGCCCAGGCUGCCAACCCUGAGUUCACCCUCAACGACCUCGGCACCCAGGCCUCUGUCGCCGACACGGCCCUGUACCAGAUCGCCCUGGGCGACAUGGUGAACGGCAACCCAAAGACCAAAUAUGUCAAGAUCCUCUUUGAGCAAGAGCGCAUUCCCUUCAACGAGGGCUACAAGCGCAAGGAUGAUCCCAUCACUCAGGAGAAACUUGACGCCGUCAUUGCUCAGGUGGCUGCUGUCGUUUAAGUCAUGAUAUGGUGUCUCGGGGUAAGGGGUUAAAGAGUAAGCGAUUAGGCCUGGAUUAUGUGUGCUGCCGGUGUUUGUGUCUUAUGAGACCAGUUAAAUCAAUUGAGCCUAGGCAUCAUCGUACACUAUCCUGAGUCGAAGAUUCUGGGAAUGGGUGACAGCUUGGUUCGCAUAUCGUGUCCACAUAGAGCAUAAGCAUACAUUCAGUGGGCAGUAUGAUAAACCAU
Microdochium trichocladiopsis is the source of this 1349-nucleotide messenger RNA. RefSeq names its product Chloroperoxidase. NCBI's taxonomy places the organism in Eukaryota, Fungi, Ascomycota, Sordariomycetes, Xylariales, Microdochiaceae. Gene Ontology annotation, molecular function: peroxidase activity. Bases 409 to 1122 code for a protein of 237 amino acids. The record is from RefSeq and is a predicted model, not a curated record. The transcript is spliced from 3 exons.